Messenger RNA from Scomber scombrus (Atlantic mackerel), 1644 nucleotides. RefSeq names its product E3 ubiquitin-protein ligase TRIM21-like. Gene Ontology annotation, molecular function: protein binding; zinc ion binding. The transcript has a single exon. NCBI's taxonomy places the organism in Eukaryota, Metazoa, Chordata, Actinopteri, Scombriformes, Scombridae. The record is from RefSeq and is a predicted model, not a curated record. The coding region runs from base 1 to 1644 and encodes 547 amino acids.
AUGUCUUCUGCCAGCAGUCUCCUCUCUGAAGAUCAGUUUCUGUGCUCCAUCUGUCUGGAUGUGUUCACUCAUCCAGUCACCAUACCAUGUGGACACAACUUCUGCAAGAACUGUAUCACAGAACAUUGGAAUACUAAUGUCAAAAAUGAUUGUCCCCUGUGUAAAAAGGUUUUUAACACAAGACCUGAACUGCACAUCAACACAUUCAUAUCUCAGAUGGCUGCUCAGUUCAGACAGUUCGUUCAAAAGAAAACCAGUAGCUGCUCAGAGCAACAACAAGCAACGAGAGGAGAAAUUCUUUGUGAUUUCUGCACUGAAACCAAACUGAAGGCCCUGAAGUCCUGCGUGGUGUGUCUCACCUCCUACUGUGAGACUCACCUGGAGCCUCAUCAGAGGAUCCCAGGCCUGAAAAGACACAAGCUGAUUGAUCCUGUGAAAAACCUGGAAAACAGAAUGUGUAAGAAGCAUGAUCGACCUCUGGAGCUGUUCUGCAAGACUGAUCAGAUGUGUGUGUGUCUUUUCUGCACUGAGACAGAUCACAAGGGACAUCGCAUUGUUCCUUUGAUAGAAGAAUAUGAAGAGAAGAAGGCUGGACUGGAAAAGCAAGAGGGUGAAGUUCAGCAGAUGCUCCAAGAGAGACAACUGAAGAUUGAGCAGCUCAAACAGUCAGUGAAGCUCAGCAAGGAAGAUGCAAACAGAGAGACAGCAGCCAGUGUGCAGGUCUUCAAUGAUCUGAUAAAGUCUGUUGAGAAAAGUCUGGCUCAGCUCAUUGAGAUGAUUGAAGAGAACCAGAAAAGAACAGAGAAACAGGCUGAAGGCUUAAUCAAAAAACUGGAAGGGGAAAUCUCUGUGCUGAUGAAGAGAAGUGCUGAAGUGAAGCAGCUCUCACACACUGAAGACCACCUCCAGUUCCUCCAAAGUUUCCCAUCCCUGACCCCUGUUCCUUGCACCAUAUACCGGAUAGACACCAGCAUUCACUCAUCAUUUAAAGAGACUGUGAGGAGAGCUGUGAAUCAGCUGGAGGAGACACUCACUAAAAGGAUAAAGAACAUGUGUGCUGCUGUUGAGCUGAAAAAGAUCCAGCAGUUUGCAGUGGAUGUGACUCUUGAUCCUGAUACAGCACAUCCUAAUCUCAUCCUGUCUGAUGACCGGAAACAAGUCAGUCAUGGUGAUGUAAAACAGAAUCUUCCAGACAAACCAGAAAGGUUUUUUCCUAGUACGGUCGUUUUAGGAAAGCAAAGUUUCUCUUCAGGAAAAUUUUACUAUGAAGUUCAAGUUAAAAACAAGAUUGAUUGGACUUUAGGAGUGGUUAGAGGGUCGAUUAACAGGAAGAGAAACAUUGACCCACGCCCUGAAAAUGGGUUCUGGACUAUAGGUCUGAGAAGUGGAUAUAAGUAUAUGGCCUUAGGUAACAACCAUGAUCGUCUCUAUCUACAGUCAAGCCCUCAGAAGGUGGGGGUGUUUGUGGAUUAUGAAGAGGGUCUGGUCUCUUUUUAUGAUGUAGACACUGAAGCUCUUAUCUACUCCUUUACUGGAUGUAAAUUAACGGAAAACCUCUGCCUGAUCUUUGAUCCUCUUACUAAUGUUCAUGGGGAUAAAGACUCCGUGCCCCUGAUCAUCUCUCCCGUCAAUCACACUGAUUAG